AUGCCAGGUAGGCUGGGUCAAGACCUUCCCCGAUCGUUGUUCAACAAAUGCGAGUUCAUCUCCAGCGGCGCCACCGGAUGGGUUUUCGAAGUCGCGCCUGGUAUCGCUCUCAAAUUCCUUCGCGCAGGCCGUGACGACGAUUUCCGCCGCGAGAACGAAACCUACGCGCUGAUUGAGCAGAGCAACCCACCACCGCCCCCACACUUCAUCCGAAGCUUUCUGCGGCUCCCCUACGCGCACUUUAUGCAACUGAUGCCCGACAGCCUCGACUCUCGCCUGCGAGCUAACCGGCGCCAAGACCCCAAGACUCUUAAGUGCUUCGAAGUCUUACGCCUGGAGCCGACGGCUAAGAUUGAGCAGUGGGCUGCGGAGCUGUCCAGCGCGCUCGCCUGGCUGGAGUCUAUUGGGCUGGUCCAGGGGGACCUACGCCCGUCAAACCUCCUCCUCGACAGCGAGGAUCAUAUGAAGCUGGUCGACUUUGACAGCUGCGCCAAGAUCGGAGACCUGGAUCCCGGGCUUCCGCCGCCAUGGUCCUCUCCUAAUCACCACCUUUAUGGGGCCGAGACCGAGCAGUUUGGGUUCGGCUCGAUCCUCUACAACAUGACGCGCGGCCUCGAGCCGUACGAGGAUAAGGUCCCAGAGACCGUCGAGUUCUUCCUAUAUAACAAGAAUGAGGACGACAUGCGAAGCACUACUACGUACUAA
This is a messenger RNA of Cordyceps fumosorosea ARSEF 2679, 705 nucleotides long. Its product is annotated as protein kinase domain-containing protein. The coding region runs from base 1 to 705 and encodes 234 amino acids. The transcript has 2 exons. Gene Ontology annotation, molecular function: protein kinase activity; ATP binding. Gene Ontology annotation, biological process: protein phosphorylation. NCBI's taxonomy places the organism in Eukaryota, Fungi, Ascomycota, Sordariomycetes, Hypocreales, Cordycipitaceae. The record is from RefSeq and is a predicted model, not a curated record.